UAAUACAGGUAAGUGUGUGUGAUCUCCAGAGUUAUUUGUGUGUGUGUGUGUGUGUUUCUGUGUGUGUUUAUACAGGUAAGUGUUUGUGAUCUCCAGAUGUAUUUAUGUGUGUGUGUGUGUGUGUGUGUGUGCUCCAUGUGUGUUCAUGUCUAUUAGGCUUCAUAGAGCUCAUCUCUCUACUCUGGUAUUACAGUGGAGAAGGAGAUGAAGAGGAAGAUAACUGCUAAAGACAGGAAGAGGAAGGAGGAAUCUGUCAAGUCUCUGGUUUUGCGUCCAUGGCGGAAGGCAACAGAUGAUGAGUUAAUGAAGAAAAUCAAUCAACUGGAGAACAAGACCAGUGAGGUGGAGAAGACAAAACAAGAACUAGAGGAGAAGAAUAAACUCCUCCAGGAGACAGAGACAGAUCUAGAGAACAUGACUAAACGAGAGAAGGAGAGGGAGGGACUACUGGAGAACAUGACCAGUGAGCUGGAGACCAGUAUAAGACAACUGGAGUCACUGGAAAAGGAACUGCAGGACAGGAACAGCCAACUACAGGACCUGAGAACCCAACUACAAGAACAAGGCAGGGAGCUGGAGGAGAGAGACAGACAGCUGGAGGAGAGAAACAGACAGCUGGAGGAGAGAGAGAGACAGCUGGAGCAGAGAAACAGACAGCUGGAGGAGAGAGAAAGAGAACAGCUGACUGAUCCAGGUCCUCCUCCAAUCAGGAGAAGUGGAAGUAACGAUAAUGAUUUUCUUCGUCCAAACAUGGGAGGAGAGAGUCCUGGUCCAGCGCCCCCAGUGUCUCCUGCUGUGUCUGAGCUGAGGCUGGUGCUGCUGGGGGGGAGCACAGCUGGGAAGAGGGCAGCAGGAAACACCAUCCUGGGCACAGAGGAGUUUGGGAGGCAGGCCAGCACACUCACACACACAUCCACAGAGACCCAGCACAGUGAGAGCAGACAGGGGGAGGUGGCUGGGAGACGGGUGACCGUGGUGGAAACUCCAGACUGGUUCUGCAGUGGACUCUCUGAGAAGGACCUGAGACAGGACGUGGGGCUUUGUGUCCGUCUGUCUGCCCCAGGACCUCACGCCUUCCUCCUGGUGAUUCCAGUGGAGCCGUCUGAAGGAGAGGAGAUGAGGAUGCUGGAGAAAAUGGAGGAUAUGUUUGGGGAGGGCUGUUGGGGACACACACUGAUCCUCUUCACCAAUGCUGAGGGGCUGGGAGAGAGGAGUGUGGAGGAGUUGCUCCAGACAGGGAGCCAGGAGCUCCAGCAGCUGGUAGAGAAAUGUGGGAACAGGUGUCACCUUCUCAACGUUAAGGACAGGCCUGACGACACUAAGAUCACACAGCUGCUACAGAAGAUAGAUGAGAUUGUGUCAGGAAAAAGAGAUAGAUUCUACAGCAGUCAGACCUACCAGGAGGCAGAGAAACAGGUCAGGAAGAUAGAGAGAAGGAUACAGCAAGAACAAGAGGUGGAGGAGAGGAAACUGAUGGAGGAGAUAGAGAAAAGAAAGGAACUUGAUGAAAAGCGGGAGAGUGAUAUUCAGCAGCUUGAAGGAGAAAUUAGAAUAUUAAAUGAGAGAACAACAGUAAUGGAGAGCAAGAUGGAGGAAGAGAGGGAUGAAGAGGAAAAAGAAUGAAGCGAUAACAGAGAAAGAGGAGCUGGAGAGAAGGCUGACCAGAGUGACAAAUAAGAGAAAAGUGGAGAAGAGAGAGAUGGAGGAGCUGGAGAGAAGGCUGACCAGUGUGAGAAAUAAGAGAAAAAGGGAGUGGAGAGAGACAGAGGAGAUGGAGGAGAGUCACAGAAAGGAGAUGGAGGAGAUGAGAGAGAGCUAUGACAUAGAGGUCUGGGAGGGAGCAGCAGAGAGAAACCUCAUGAAGAUCAUCCUAACUUGCCUACAGAAAAUCAUCAGCAUCACCAAGAUGGAGGGCGAGUUCAACAAACAGAUGGAGGAGAAGAACAGAGAGAUCAAAAGAAUGAAGGACAGACUGAGAGUGAAUAAGGGGAAGUUAAUGGACAUAUUUCAAGGGGCGGUGGAGAGAUUAGGAGGACUGCCUAGCGAUAGUGAAUCUGAGUUUGAGAACUGAGAGGAGAGGGGUCAUGUUCAACAUCAACAGACCUCAAGUCAGAGUGGAGUGACUGAGUCCCUCAAGAAGAUAGAAACACAUUCCAAGAGACCAGAUGCACUAUGAUUCUCCAUGGAGAUGAAUGAUAAAGAUUAGGGAACGUGUCUGUUUCAUACAAUUACAUAUAUUACCCAUCUGCUGUAAAGGGGUGGUGUUUAUAUUAGACCUGUGAGUCCAUCAUUACUAAAGGAGGACAGGUCUGCUGUAAAGGGGUGGUGUUUAUAUUAGACCUGUGAGUCCAUCAUUAAUAAAGGAGGACAGGUCUGCAAAAGUUUUUGUUUGAUAUUAUAUUAACAUACUUUUCAAAUAGCCAUUGGCCAGGCUGUCAGAUAUAUAUUUUAUCACUAUAACAUUACACUCAUAAUCAGAAGACUAUUUUAUUUUUUCUUUGUCAAGUUCAUUAAAAACUGCUGAUGUUAUGGAUUGCGUUCAAGAUGAGGAAAAACAGUCUCACCAGUUACAUUUUAAGCAGUGGGUUUCAAUGUGGUAAAAUCUUUAAAUGAGUUAAGUGCUUAGGCUAUGUUUUAAUUAAAUGUUAUACUGAAAU
Molecule: messenger RNA, 2657 nt
Organism: Clupea harengus (Atlantic herring)
Lineage: Eukaryota; Metazoa; Chordata; Actinopteri; Clupeiformes; Clupeidae
Product: GTPase IMAP family member 4-like
Exons: 4
Coding region: 205-1623 (472 amino acids)
Source: RefSeq, a predicted model, not a curated record